AUGAAUUUCUCCGCAUUCGGUGGUCCAUUUUCCGGAAUCCACCAGUUUGCGGCAAAGUUCGGCAGUAAUGACGGUGCGUUCACCAGCACGAACGCGACGGCAGGAAAUGGCGCCGGACCUGGUGGCCUAGUGGGUGCAGCAGCCGGAGGAGGAGGUGGAGCGACUGGCGCUCCAGGAGCAACCACCAUUACCCAGCAGGACUUGAAUCGGUAUCAUGGAUCUAACGGAAAUCAUUUCAAUCAGAAUUCUACCUCAAUGGUCAACACGCCUAUGUCCUAUGGUCAGAACAUCUCCUUGCCGUACAGUCAACCGCAGAAUGACCACGGCUUCGUAAACAGCAUGCAAAAUGAACAAAAUAAAUUGAAGAACGUUAUAAAGAUCGAUCGAGACGAAAUGAUCAACCAGCAAAUAUUGCAGAACGUUAACCAAUCGUGGCAAACGUUGGCCAAUCCUACGAAUACGGUGGACUACUCGUCGCAUCUUUUGUCUGCUACCUUGCCCAUCUCAAUACAACAUUUUCUCAAAUAUUCCGAGUCUAUUAAAAAGGAGUCCAACGGUGUUGGAUCGGGACUGACUUCCCCUGGACCUUUAAGUGGGUUAAUUGGUGUCGAAACGAACGCGUUUAACGUGCAAAAAGACUUACUAAAUCUGAAAAAUGGUUCCAACCUAAAUCUAGCUUUGGGAAACGUGGCCGUCAGUGCGGCGGCAGCUAGUCUGGGAUUAAAUCAUCAGCAUCUGACACAGCAUCAUACCAGUAAUCAUCAGGAUACAAAUCACGUAUAUGGAAACAUUAAUCAGCUACCGAUCAUCGCAAAUAACGCACCGAAUAGUCAAGCGCAAAAUAUUAACCAGCAGAACGUCAUUAACGGACUGGUCAACGGCAGUGCUGCUCCGGCCGCUCCGGUAGCAAACGGAAAUAGUACCAGCACAACCAGCAACACUGGAACUACGACGGGCACGACCGGUGCUAGCACAACGACAACCACCGGUAAGUCCAAACGCCAAAAGAAGGAGAAGAAACGCAAACCACCGAAGGAGAAAAAACCCCGCCCCAAGCCGGGUCAAAUCCGGGAGACGAAAGCCCUGGACGGUUCGCCGCUGUUUUGCUGCCCGGAGUGCCAGAUGGCCUACCCGGAGCGUGGCCUCAUCGAGCAGCACGUCAUCUCGCAUGCCGUGGAGCGUCGCUUCGUGUGUGACAUCUGCCAUGCGGCGCUGAAGCGCAAGGACCACUUGACUCGGCACAAACUAUCGCACAUUCCGGAUCGACCGCAUAUUUGCAGUAUAUGUUUAAAGUCUUUCAAGCGCAAAGAACAGCUCACCCUGCACAUCGUUAUUCAUACCGGCGAGAAAAAGCAUAUUUGCAUAGAGUGUGGUAAAGGUUUUUACCGGAAAGAUCAUCUUCGCAAGCACACUCGAUCGCAUAUCGCUCGCCGCGUAAAGUCGGAAAUGUCGGCUCAAUCCGGGUCCGGUUCGAAUAAUUCCAACAACGCCACCAAUAGCAACAAUAACUCAGCCCUUGCUUCUUCCCUGAUGGCAACCAAUAUGCAGGGUGCACCGGUGACAGCUUCCUGA
Sabethes cyaneus is the source of this 1572-nucleotide messenger RNA. RefSeq lists its product as uncharacterized. Lineage: Eukaryota; Metazoa; Arthropoda; Insecta; Diptera; Culicidae. The record is from RefSeq and is a predicted model, not a curated record. Bases 1 to 1572 code for a protein of 523 amino acids. The transcript is spliced from 4 exons. Gene Ontology annotation, biological process: regulation of transcription by RNA polymerase II. Gene Ontology annotation, cellular component: nucleus. Gene Ontology annotation, molecular function: RNA polymerase II cis-regulatory region sequence-specific DNA binding; DNA-binding transcription factor activity, RNA polymerase II-specific.